GGAAUCUCAACCACGGUUUGACGUUUCGUAACUCUCGCUGUUGUUUUGAUACAGAGCGUUGAUAUUGUUGCAUUUACGCAAGAACUCGUUGAAUUGUUCAGAAUAAAUGUCGAAUUUUGUGCAAAAAGUUUUUCUUCAGUCCCGUCUACCGCUGGUCUGCUCCAAGCGGUUCCGCGGGAAAAUCAACAUCCAGAGGCCGAGACAACCGCAUUAUGACCGGGCCCGUGUUUUGGACUUGGUGAAACCAAUUUACAAGAAACCUGAUUUGAUCGCCCCAUGCUUAGAGGAGAGUCGCGCCGAUGUUAAAGAACAAAACAAGAAUCCCUACGAGCAAAUUAUCGCCCGUGAAAUCCGCAAUUGGUUAAACCAUAGCAAAAUGAUUGCUUUUGUUCAUCUGAACUCAAUAAAGCAGGAAGAUUUCUUCAAAGUCCAGGUGGCACUCCAUCGUCAUCAAAUGAGCAUCAAAGUGUACACAAAGUCAGUCAUCCGGCAAGCAGUAGACGAUACGAAAUAUGAAGCUAUCAGCUCCUUAUUCGACACGAAAACCGCGCUAGUUUUUUGUCCGGAUGAGUCAAAAAUACGACAGCUGUUGAAUAUUUUCAAAAAGACGCCCCAAUUCAUUCUUCUGGCGGGUAUUAUCCAUGGGCAGUUUCUGAGUAAAAAUGAAUUCGUGAAUUAUGGUUCUCUUCCGGAUUUAACGACAACACGAGCUCAGCUGGCAGCGGUGCUAGAUAGUGCGGGCUCGAAGAUUGUUAGUGACUUACAAUGUCAUCAGAAUCAACUAGUCAGUAUGCUGGAUUUGCACGUGCUGCCGGGAACAGAUAGCGGCACAUCAAAAAAUGAUAGUAAUAAUUAAAAUACGGUUGACGCGAAAGAGUCUGAUUUAAUUAAAAUUCAUUAAGUUCA
Molecule: messenger RNA, 906 nt
Organism: Toxorhynchites rutilus septentrionalis
Lineage: Eukaryota; Metazoa; Arthropoda; Insecta; Diptera; Culicidae
Gene: mRpL10
Product: 39S ribosomal protein L10, mitochondrial
Exons: 2
Coding region: 107-856 (249 amino acids)
Biological process (GO): translation
Cellular component (GO): mitochondrial large ribosomal subunit
Molecular function (GO): structural constituent of ribosome
Source: RefSeq, a predicted model, not a curated record